AUGAUUAUAGAAGAAAAUUCUUUGGCUGAAGAAUUAAAGGGAGUUUCAAGGUAUGAAAAAGUAUAUCCAAUAAUAAUUAUUUCAACUAGGUUGCUUACAUAUCAAUUUUUAUUAUUGGAUUACUUAUAAUUAAAACUGAUGAUGCUUACAUUACGUGUCAAACUUCAAAUGAAUUUUAAGGAAUAAUUUGGGAAAUGGGAUUGAUUCCCUUAGCCUUUAUUGGAGAUGUAACUAAAAACUUAAACAUAAAUAUUUUUAUUGUUGGUUUGGUUUAAUUUUUGGCCUGUCAAUUAAGAUUGCAAUUCACAAUGAUAUAUUUGCUAUAUAAAAUACUAGGACAAGGGAAAAUGGUAUCAUAAUUAAUAUAUUUAAGAGACUUAUAGUUUACUUUACUUAAUACCCUUAAUAACAAAUAUAAUAUUACCUCAUUAAAAAGUAUUUUUUGGUUUUACAUAAUUUGUAUUAGUAUUAUUGA
Paramecium pentaurelia is the source of this 475-nucleotide messenger RNA. Lineage: Eukaryota; Ciliophora; Oligohymenophorea; Peniculida; Parameciidae. The record is from the annotation of a GenBank genome assembly.